Molecule: messenger RNA, 1222 nt
Organism: Rhincodon typus (whale shark)
Lineage: Eukaryota; Metazoa; Chordata; Chondrichthyes; Orectolobiformes; Rhincodontidae
Exons: 4
Coding region: 53-568 (171 amino acids)
Source: RefSeq, a predicted model, not a curated record
GAUUAGCCUCUGUAAACUCUGGCGUUCCAUCAUCCUGCUCAACGAUGCUGCAAUGAAGAAAUUUGCCAGUGAGCUGGGGGUCAAAGAUUAUUUACUGUUCUGUGAGAUCCUGUUGCAACGGCCAAUCAACACGCGGCAGACAGCUUACCAGCUGGCCAACAUGCUGACAAGGGAGGAAAGGGCCUACAUGCAGGAAAUGGCCAGCAAUCAUUUUGACAGGAUCAUCCAAGUGCUGAAGGAUCUACCACGUCCCAUGCUGCUCGUCUUCAGGAACAUCAACACUGUCCGUAGUAUAAAUGUCAUCUUGGGUUCACCUGUUGACCGAUAUGUCGUGAUGGCUAAAAGUGCAGUUAAAGCACACAGUCUAUUAACAAAUAAACACACUGGAGGAUUUUGGACAAUUGGUGCUUUCAAGUGGCUGAAGAUAAAGUGGGCCAGCCUCCAAUUUGAGAUCAGUCUCAGGUCAGAAAGUAUGAUGAUGAAGAUAAUCUCCGUGCUUUUACGAUUAUUCAUUUACUUUGGUCUGAUAGUGCCAGAUGAAGAUUUAUACAAUUACCUGGUGGAGUAAUAUGUUGGGCUGUCAAUUCAAAACUUAUUACGGAUGUGAGAAUCUACUGGACCUUUUAUUUGGAAAUCUUGGUUUCUCCUUACCUCAAAUCAGAACAGAGUCUGACCACUGUGGCUGGUGCCUAACCAAGUAGCAAUGAACCUUUGGCAAUGCUCAUAGAUAAAUGGAAGUAGAGCCAAAGGAAUCUGAAUUCUCAUCAACAUUUUCACUCCUCAGCUAGUACUAUUCCUGUCAACAUAUCACUGCCAAACCUCAUGCAACAGCCUAUAGCCGACACCAUUUCUACCUAAACCAGAGCUGUUUGCUCACCCCAUAACUAUAGAAGGAAUGGGAAAUUCAGCUUUGUUACUGUUGUUUCUCUACAAUACGAUUAAUGAGCAGUUUUCUUGUGCCAAUGGCUGCACUCCAUUGGUUGAAAUGGCACAAAUCACACAAUGUCUUGAAAUAAAUCAGUCAGGACUUUGUUGAUGGAUGAAAAUUCUGAACCUCAACUCGUCUCUUUCUGUCCCUGUACCGUGAUAAUUUCUACUGUAAGUCAGGAACUUAAGGCUGUUCGGCCUAUAGAAUCUCACCUCUGACUUAUUAAUGCUAUGAUGGUACUUCAUUGUACGUUGAGUUACUUUUGAUAUUUUAAGUAAAGAUUUUUUUCCCUGA